Molecule: messenger RNA, 732 nt
Organism: Hibiscus syriacus
Lineage: Eukaryota; Viridiplantae; Streptophyta; Magnoliopsida; Malvales; Malvaceae
Exons: 3
Coding region: 145-732 (195 amino acids)
Biological process (GO): N-terminal protein amino acid acetylation
Cellular component (GO): chloroplast
Molecular function (GO): N-acetyltransferase activity
Source: RefSeq, a predicted model, not a curated record
ACACAAAGUAUAACGACAUUUGUGUCCAAAGAUUCUCUACACAAGAUCCAUUGCUUCCUCCGUAGUUCAGUCUUCAAAAUCCCACAUAGAUUAAGCAGACAUACAUACGUACAAGUGAGUUGAAAGGGCACAAGUCCCCUUGAAAUGCGGAGCUUAAACUCGGUUCCCUUACUCACUGUGCCCCCAUCAUCUUCCUCAAAAUCCUCUCUUUCCCUUCUUUCAAUCAAACAGCCCCAACCCUUUUCCCCUCCUCCCCCCAGGCUUUCUCAUCACUCAUCACUUCCCAGAUUAGGAGCAUGUAGAGCUACUCAAGUUGCCGAUCUGUUCCCGGCCGUGUCUCCUGAGGUUGUUGUCCGGGAGGCACGGUUAGAGGACUGUUGGGAAGUGGCUGAAACUCACUGCAGCUCGUUCUUUCCCGGAUAUUCCUUCCCAUUGGAUUUCGUGCUACGAGUUAAUAGACUGGUGGGAAUGCUUAUGGGAUUCUCGAUUCCUUCUGGUUGCAGGAGAACUUGUUUGGUCGCCGUCAUCGGUGGUUCGGUUGACGGCAUGUUCUUAAUUGGAGCCGAAGGUUUCAAAGUCGGAGGUUUCGAUGGGAGAUUUAGUCUUAAUAAAGGUUAUGUGACUGGUAUAUUAACCAUCGAUACCGUUGCUGAUUUUCUUCCUAGAAAAGGACCACUUCGACAGAGAAGGACCGAAAUUUACGUGUAUCAAAAAUUCACACCUCGAACCUAG